AAAGCAUUCAAUUCAAAUUACUAUAUCAUAUAUCAUUUUACUGUCAUUUUUAUUUCUAAUUACAUCUUACAUUUGAAUUCCUUGAUAGAUUCAAGCCGCGUCCGAAUAUGCUUACUUCAGUUCAAUCCCUGAUGGUCAUUGGGUACCUGGCGUGCUUAACUACUAUUAAGGCAUCAGCAAAUGUUUGCGAUAUUCGUGGUAAUGGUGUAGCUGAUGAUGCAUGUGGGAUGCAGAAGGCGUUCGCUGGUAGCUCAGUUUACCCCCAGGUAAUGCCUGACUUUAAACCACGAGGAGCACUUUAUGCUCAAUAUGGUCACGUCGUCGUUGGUGGCGCUCAACAACUUUCACCCACUAGAGUCAAAACAUCACCUAUCUUAUCACUUGCUCUCUUAGACGCAAAACUCUCUUCAACUAAAUACGUGGCUUUUUGUAUCGAUUUCCAACCCAAUAACCGUUAUACAAAACUUAUUUGGCUUCAAGAUGGACUCGCUUUAAAUGCAAAGACUCAUCUUCUGGCAUCUUCAAGGCGGGCUUUAUUACCUUACCAAAGUCCAAAUCCACCUAAAGGAACUGGAACACAUGAAUAUGUCAUUCUUGUUUAUCAACAAACCAAAGUUGAUCAAUUUCGUAAUUGGAAUUCAUCACCUUUCAAUUUGAAGAAUUUCGUAACAAGAUUCGGGUUGAAUGGUCAUUUGAUAGCUGGAAGCUUCUUCAAGUCUACUUACGAUGUUCAGAUGCACCCUAGAUCAGUCUCUACUGCAACCAAAUUACAAAGUUCACCAAUCAAGGAAGCUUUACGUGUCCGCCCCAGGUCUCUCGGUUCGAUCACUGAUCUUUGCAACCUCAAUGGUGAUGCAGCUUCUGAUGGGUGUCAAAUGCAAAAGGCCUUUGCAGGUAGCUUAGUUGCCCCCCAUAUUAUCCCUAAUUUCCAUCCUUUAGGUGCACUUUACGUUCAAUAUAGAAAUAUCGUAGUAGGAGGAGCUCAACAAUUAACACCUUCCAGAACUAACGUUCAUCCAACUUUAUCAUUAAAGAUAGCUACAAACAAUUACAACGUGAUUGGAAAGAAAUAUGUAGUCCUCAUGGUUGAUAGUUCAAAAGGCACCUCAAUCGUGAACCUUAGUUGGGCUCUCUGGGGAAUUUCAUUCGAUUCAAACUCUCAUCAAAUGAACCUCACUCCAAAUCAAAUUCUUUGUGGUUAUAUUCCUCCACACUCUAAACCUGCAGAACGUGAAUACGUUUUUUUAGUCUAUGAACUUCCUAAUAACGCAUUGAAUAUCUCGAAAGAAUAUCGUACUUUGUUUGGGUCUGUUAAUGCUUCGAAUCAUGAUAAAGUUUUCUUUGAUCUUGGAAAGUUUGUGGGAUUACAUAAUUUGAAAGGUCCGAUUGCUGGAAGCUUUUUCAAAUUAGAUCUUUGAUUAUAACGUGGUGGUCCACAAUUUAUUGAUUGACUAAUCUUUACAGUGAUAUCCUUUUAGCAUGGUGGUUGUUUCAUCUCUUCAUAUAUCCCUUUUUUCAAGUAAUAUUGAAUUCUUCGUUUUUCUUGGGAGUUGGGAUUUUUGUUUGGUAUUUACAGCUUUUUGUUGUUGUUAAAUUUGCGUGUAAUUCAUCCUCAUCAUGAGUAUUGGUUCUACGCAUUGAAU
Molecule: messenger RNA, 1643 nt
Organism: Melampsora larici-populina 98AG31
Lineage: Eukaryota; Fungi; Basidiomycota; Pucciniomycetes; Pucciniales; Melampsoraceae
Exons: 8
Coding region: 108-1418 (436 amino acids)
Source: RefSeq, a predicted model, not a curated record